Messenger RNA from Diaporthe batatas, 3155 nucleotides. RefSeq lists its product as uncharacterized. Gene Ontology annotation, molecular function: 6-phosphogluconolactonase activity; protein binding. The record is from RefSeq and is a predicted model, not a curated record. The transcript is spliced from 4 exons. NCBI's taxonomy places the organism in Eukaryota, Fungi, Ascomycota, Sordariomycetes, Diaporthales, Diaporthaceae. Bases 1566 to 2963 code for a protein of 465 amino acids.
GCUCAGCGAGGGACCUCGGCAGUUAGGGCUGAGAACAUCGCCAACGAGUAGUAGGGUCUGGCAAGCUCGUGCUGCCAUAGGUAAGGGUAUCAGAUUCCCCUCCACUGACGGCAAGGACGAGGAUGCGAGUUUAUCUCCCACCCAAGCCCAUAUUUUGCGGCAAGCGGGAUAGACGCAGCAAGUUGUGCACCGGUGCAUGCGGUCGAAUCGGCCGAGACGCCAUAGUCCGAUGCGCGCUCAACCAGUCGCAUUUCGUGAUCGUGUCGGUCGGGGGGGGUGGCCCGGCAUCUGGAGGGCACGAGAACCCCGUCAACAUCGAGGCCGGCUGGCCGGUCGAGGCUGGCAGGCGCCCGAGUGUGACCAGCCGAGACGACCCCAGUGCCUGUGCCUCGCUCAGCUCACCUCGGCCACCUCACCUCGCGCCACGGCGGCGCAGGAACAGGGACAGGUGAUGGGCCGAGCUCGGCACGGGGCAGGGAGAAGAGGGUUCCAUCGGGCGCCCACAAGCGUCAAAAAGUCGGGACAUUGAGACGCUGGGAAGAGGCGGACGAGGUGAUUUGAUCGUGAGCCUGGGGCCAUAAUAGGUCGACAGAUGGGGUUGCGCCUUGCCUAACAUACAGUAUACUUGGCCGCCGAGCUCCACCACAACUCCACAGCCGGCUGACCACCGAGGCCUUCCCUCUCCCCCACAGCCUCUCCUCCAUUCCCCGCACGAACGUGGUCCCCAGGUCGCGGAUACUUGGCAGAAUGCCUGCAGUCACGCGGGCUGUGGCGUUCCUUCCCCACAGUAUUCAGGUACUGGCUACCGGACAGACUAAUCACUAGGUACCUAGUAGGCAAGGACGUACUCCGUACUUUCCCCUGUCGUCAGAUCAUGUGUGUGAGAGAGAGAGAGGGAAAAAAAGACGUCGACCACAGUACAUACUAGCAGGGUGCAGGUGAAGGAGGUCGGCCGGACACUUGUCCUGAUCCUCACCAGGUUGCGGCACUACCAGCUACCAGUUGACCAAGAACCAGCCGAGCAGUCCGGCACUGGCUGCGGUGAGCCCGCGAGAGCCCACCCAUUCUUCUUGGUCCUCGGGGCGUCGAGAUCCUCGGCCACACAAUAUCACCCAAGUCCCGUCGUCAAUGCGACACCAGGGUGGAGGAAGGGACCCUGGCUAAAUGCAAAAAUACUGAACUCACUGCACCCCAGCAAGUCCUUCCCAUCUAUCCGGGACGUGUGCCCUGACCAGGUUCGGACCAGGCCCUGGCCCUGGUUCCUCCCCCCCCUCCCCGCCCCGAGGUGGGCACUGGGCAGACACAAAAUGCUGCAGACCGGUCCACCACUACGGUGUACACACACACUAAGAAAAUAAAGCUGGGCAAGAGCCAGGGGGUAGGACCGACAGGACGGUCUUGGCCCGCCUCGUCCAUAUUGUUCUGUGUCUAAUUACCGCUACUGGAGCAACUGUGGAGCGCGCAUGACAGCGCUGUCGGCCUUGCUGGAGCAUGACGAGCUGCUUCUGCUGACACGCGUGCCCUCACAGGAGAAAGAGUGGCCGUUAUAACGAUAAGAGGAUAUCAUGUCCGGCCUGCGAUCGCCCGUCUCGCGGGGUCUGGGGUCUACCGUCGCCGCAUUCAGCAUAAUUGGUUCUGGACUCGUCGUCUUCGUCCUUGCCUCCAACCUCUUCCUGCUCACCGGCCUCGUUCCUGAUCUUUUCCGCUGCUGCCGCCUCUGGGACCUGUUGAUUCGCCCAGGUAUUUUGCCGGAAUCCGUCUCAGAUCCAGACACCAUGUUCAAGGAAUCCAUCAGCUCCGCAGGGAUGGCUGCGCUUGCGCUGCCCGGCCAGACGGCUGCUACCCUCCUCUACGCCACCACCUACCUCGAUACCAUCACCACGCUGAGCCUCAAGGGCUCUAGCCUCCAGCCCAUUGCCUCCACGCCGGGCUGUGGCGCUAAUUCAUCGUGGCUGACUCCUGAUUAUGCAAACAAUGUCAUCUACUGCCUGGACGAGGGCCUGACCACUCCCAACGGCACUCUGUCCUCCUUCGCCCUCACCAGCAAUGGCACCCUGUCCCAACUGGACAUCGUCGACACCCUCAGCGGCCCUGUAUCUGGUGUGAUAUACGGCAAGGCCGGCAGUGGCCUGGCUCUGGCGCAUUACUCUGGCUCCUCAGUAGCCGCCUUCGACAUCUCGGACGCGAGCUCGCUCGCGCCGGUCCAGGCCGAGACUUACACCCUCGAUGCGCCAGGGCCCAACCCUGAGCGGCAGGAUGCGCCUCAUCCCCACGAGGCCCUGCUUGAUCCCACCGGGCAGUUCCUCCUCGUCCCGGACCUGGGUUCGGACGUCGUUCGCCUGUACUCUGUAGACGAGGACGGGCUCACCUUCACCGAACUGGAGCCCCUCGCAGCCGUCCCCGGCACCGGGCCCCGCCAUGGCGCAUUCCUUGUCACCGAGGACGGCACCACCUACUUCUACCUUGUUGGCGAGCUGUCCAACACCGUCACCGGCUUUGAGGUCACCUACAACAAUGACAAGACCCUCGGCUUCACCGAGGUCUACGUCAGCAGCACCCACGGUCUGAACGAGACGGUGCCCAACAACCAGACCACCGCGGCCGAGAUCGCCAUCUCGCCCGACAACAAGUUCCUGCUUGUCUCAUCCCGGGGCGAGGGCGUGCUGAAGAUCCCCAACUUCGACCCGGCCAACAGCACCGAGAUCGUCUCGGACCCCAUCUUCACCUUCGAGAUCGACCACGCCUCAGGAGCCCUCACCAAGGUCCAGCAGUUCCCGGCUGGCGGAAGCAUCCCCAGGCAGUUCAGCAUCAACGCCGACGGCAGCCUCGUGGCGGUCGGACUCCAGAACGACGGACGCGUCGUCAUCAUUGGGCGGGACGUGGAGACCGGACUGCUGACCGACUUUGUUGCCUCUGUCGACCUUGGCGGCCAGCCCACCAGCGUCAUCUUCGGUGCCGAGUAGAGGCACUUACUCUUGUUCUUGCAGGCGUUUUGGCUGGACUCAGCGGAUGACUGUGGAUUAUGAAGAAUAUUCAAGUGUAUAUAUUCAAGCGUUAGCUUGCGAACCCGCCUGUCUGGCUCGCUAGCUCUUCAGCUAGCCAGCCAGCCCCCACGCGGACUCCGCGUGGGCAUGCAUAAUGAGCACAGGCAAGGA